AUGGCAAGGCAAAAGCCCUCCAAUUCAAAGCAUGUCCUUUACACUACCCAGUCUAGGCCGAAAAAAAGGCAAGGUCCUGCUUCGUCGCCUGUUGGAAAUGGAAGCCCGGAGCAGUCCGCCGGCAGUAGUUCAGUCACUGCUUCAAGACGCCCAGAAAACAACUCGCCUGUGGAGGGCGCUGGAACGGUCGAACAAUCUCGUACUCCGCAACCGGCCCGGCCUGUCGCCCGGCCAUUGAUACCGACCAGACCAGCCACGUCGACUCCGACAAGAUCUGAUCAGAUCUUGGCGCCAUUGGAUUUAACCCCAGUAAACCGACAAGAAGCAACUGCUAGUGCCAGUAGUAUAAACUCCCCAGCCGCUCUCACAAGUAUGGAGCAGAUAAAACAGUUCUUCGCCACCCAAGGGGAGUUUAAUAAACAACUGGAGCAACGACUGGAAGAGUUAAAACAUCAAACCUCGGGGAAAAGAUCGAAACAAGUUCAGCGCCCUAGAAAGGAAUUAUCGGUAAGUGAACAAUAGGGCCAUUUAUUCCAGGAAAAAUAAGACGCGUCUUAAAUAAGACGCGAACUUUCCGUAAAAACGGCACAUUUCGUCUAAAAUAAGACGUGGCUUAGCUAAGACGCCUCUUAUUAGAUAAGACAUGCUCGUAUAAAUGGUACAGUUCGCGUCUUAUUUAAGACGCGUCUUAUGUAAGACGCGUCCUAUUUUUCCUCGUAUAAAUGGCCCUACCCAUUCAUGUAAAGCUUCCUGAGCUUAAUGGCUGUCUGCCAACAUGUUUGACCUAGCCUAUGGCCUGUUCCAUCGAGCAAGCACAAAAAUAAAAAUAAAAAUCGUGUUAGAGUUAAGUCUUAUCAUCCAUGGAUUUAUUGUCGCGCCACUGGCAUCAUUCAUAGAAAAUUUGACUCCCUCCCCCUAAGGACGAAAAUUUUGGGGGGGAGUUUAUUUUUGCGGAUUGGCGGUUUUUUGUGUUUUGCGGGAACUAAUUUUUGCGAUUAGAAAACAUUGUUUUUUUCCCACUGGGAAUUAAUUUUUUUGUGAGUUUUAAAAAGAACCCAGCAUUCAUAAUAUUUUCAAUUUUGUUAAAUGUUUUUGUUAUAAUAAUAAUAAUAAUCAACUUUAUUAUUAUAAACACCAAUGAAAUACCAAGUGAGCUUUUGCGCGAAAACUUGAUAUCUUCACAUGAGAAAAUAACAUGUUAUCUUCACGUGUGAAAAUAUCACCAUUGCUAUGGCUUCAUAAUAAACCGCACCUUUGAGACCCAAAAACCAUUUAAGGAAAAUGGUUUGGCAUUUCAUUGGUGUUUAUGUAAUAAAUAGAACAUGACAUGGUUGCUUGGAGAUACAAAAUUUCUCUUCUUGUGUUGAAAAAAUUAUACAAAAAUGUAUAAGAUUAUAUAGGUAUGAUCUGAACGAAAACAAAAAUAAUUUACCUUGAGUUAACAACAACAGCAACAACAAUCUUUAUUGUGCUCUUGAUGCAAAAGUGUAAAGACAUUAAAGGAAAAUAAUUGUGAAAAAAAGAGAGCACAGCCAAUAAGAAAUAGCAAAAGCUAAUCGUGCCAAGUGGCUGGGCCAUGCGGAAAAGUAACUAGAUAUCAAAGUUGUUUAAAAAACAUCUUGCUGGCUGACUGCUGAAUUUCAAGUUAUCGAGGGUAGAAUUACAGUAAAUAUAGGAAGGAAAUCCAGGGGAAAUCAAUCUGAUUCAAGUUAGUGUGAGGUUCGAGUCAGCAAGGGAUUGAGAUGGGGACCAAGUGUAAAACGUUCAAAGUUACUGGUACGAAGGAUUAAUAGUUCUACUUUCUAGUAUUUUGCUGCCUGAAAGUUUCGUUUCGCUUUCUGUUUUUGAUACAGUUUGUUUGCUUUAUUGGUUAUUAGCUUAUUGUUCUAUCUGUUUCCCUGACUGUUUCCUUGUUAAUUCAUCCUUUAUAAGGCUCAUGUGAGGGACGUCUAUUGUUCACUGACCAGUGAGGAUGGGGAAGAUGUUAAAUGGGAUCUUUCACAAGAGUAAGUUAAGGUUCUUAUCAUUUUUAUUUCUGUUGUUGUUUUUUUUAUAUCAGGUUGCCAGGUCACUAAUUGAGAUGCUUAAGUUAUGCAGUGUUUGUUUUGAGCUUUUUUGUUGUUGCAGCUCAUAAACUGUAUUAAAAAAAAUACAAUGGUUUUUACCAAAAAGCAAACUUCUAUCGCUAUUUUUAAAGGAAAAGCUACCGUGUAUUGUAUACAAACUCUUAAUUUAUUAGGAGUCACAAGUCUUUCUCAUAUGCACCCCUUCAGUAUCAAAAUAAUAUGGGAUUACCUUAAUUUGGGAUCUUGCGCACAAAAAGAACCCUCUUUCCAGAAAAAAAUACUUUGCUUAGCCACUCAGUUCUCACACAAUUUUUGCCAUCAAAUUCAGCUUUAAUCACAGAAAUAACCAGGUUGUACAUGCAGCUAUUAUAGAUGAAGUGCGAAGCACAGGCAUUUCUGCAACAGUAUCGCUCAUAAGGGGUAAGUGUAUUCCUGCACUCUAAUUUCCCAGAUUUGGCUCUGUAGAAUAUAAUAAUAAAAUUACAGUAGAUCAUAUGUAUUAAUAUGGUGGAAAAUUACAGGAAUCUUUGUCCAACUUGAACCUCGAGUCUUCUGGGGUGGAUCCAGGAUUUUAGCAUAAGGGGUUCAAUGAAAAGGCAAGGCGGUCACCUUUCUUUUUGCAUCAAAAUAUCACUGAAAGCAGUGAAACAACGAUGCAAAUUUGCAUUUGUAAAACUAAUAUAUAGAUUUAGCCAAGGCUAAAAGCGAAGCUCCCGUUAAUAAAUUCAUAAUUUAAAUCAAACAAUAAACUUGUAAUCCACAGAUCAGGGCACAUUCAUUUGACUUUUGAGGCAAAGGCUGAGUGAUUUUGGAGAAAAAUCAGAAUUUGACCGUCCAAGAGUGAAACAAAUUUUACAUCAAGUUAUUUGUACGCCGAAAAAUAGCAAUCAUGUUCGAUCACAGUAGAUUACGCCUGGAAAACAAAUAGACCUAUUCGUGUAUUGUAUUUGCAUUAGCUGUAGCAUCAUAAUGUGGCAUUCACCAGUCUCUCCAACAUUGCUCCCUUAGAGAGACUAUGGAUAAUUGGACAACCCCGAAAUAUAAUUUUAAGAAACACAUGCGCCACGAUAGUCCUUGGUGGCAGCCAAUUUACACGUUGCAUUCCUCAGUCUAAAAGAGAGGCCAAGUUUAGUUCACUAGUAAAUCUUGGCGACGAAUCUGGUGGCGUGUAAACCAGCCUUUUAAACAUACUUUUUCUCAUCACGUCUCAGGUAAACAGUACACAGACCUCGGACAGAAUUUGUUCUUUUUUGCCCUAUUUAAACCUAUAAUUCUGCAGUUUUUCACGAUUUUGCAAGAGAAUUUGCACCCAUUCAAUAUCCACGACGAUCAAAGCACGCGCUUCCUUUGCACAACAAAAUUAUAGCAUUGAAUUAUAAAACGUUUUCUGUUAGAAAAAUCUGGUCCUAUGUGAUAUGCGGGUAGUAAUUAUGGGCUUUUAAUGAAAACGAUAAAAAAAUUCCCAAAAUCACUUUUCGGCCAGCCGGACGGGUUCUCACCUUUGACAGGCACCAAAUUUGCAGUGCGAUUAAUAGAGUUACCACUUAAACUUCAACAUGAUAGAGAAAUUGUUUUGUUUAGGUUUUAUUCCCUUUAUUUAUUAAACUGCGUAUGGUUUUGUUAUGUGUAAUCUUUAAAAGCGAGUGAUAUUUACGCGCGGCGUUUUGAGUAUUCCUACAUGCGAUGUUUAUGUUCGACUGGAAACACCCGGUGCAGCGAUGAAAAUUGCGAGAAGGACUACUAACAAUCAAUAAAAUAAGUUUAAUUCGGUGAAACAUGUACAGAGACAAUAAUUUUCAUUCACGAAGAGAAGUAUUGAGAGUAAAGUGUCUCAGAAAAUCAUGAGUCAGGCAAGCAUGAGCUUAUUUAUGUUUUAAGCCGGCUUCCCGGUGUUCGCUCGUUUUCAAGAUGAACUGGAGGCAAGAAAAUCGCUCAGAGCUUUCUGUUUACAGCCAAAAUCAUAACUAAAUAAUCUUCGGAACCUUUUCUUUGAAUUUGCGGGUCAAAAAAUGUCUAAAGGCUUUUUAAACCUGAUACUAUUGUCGGUUAGAUCAUUGCUCGUGUUUUAACUUAAGCCGCAUAAACCAUACGCUCGACUUCAGGAAACCGAAAAAAAAAAAAACACUUCAAAAACAAUAAUGGCUCAAGCUUACCAGUCGAGAUGCUGCUUCCGAAGGUCAUCAAGUGUUCCAGAAUCGCUUGAGACUUUUCAACCUUCUUACGCCUCAAGCAAGGGCAAGUGAGUAAGCUCAUUUUUGAAAACGAUGCCAUCCGAAAUCGGAUUUCCAAUGACUUUGACAAGCGGUGCAUUUGUCAACAAGAAGCGCAAUAAACAAACCAGCCACGAAUUACAGAACAAUCUUGAUAGCAGCUGUAUUUCAUUUUGUACACCAAGUAGAAAAAGACAGUUUAAAACAUCACAAGAUGACACAAAACUCUCUCAGCUCCAGCUAUCAGUAAGCAAGUUUCCAGACGCUGCAAAAAUUUUCCGCAUAAACUCACCUGUCAAAUUUUGACCAAUCAGAACAUAAAAAUUGGACGUAGAGCGUGAUCAACGCGUGACAGUGAGAAAAGUCAAACGCGAUUGAACUCCCUGCAUGUAAGUGUAAAAGCCGGUUGAAUUUUCGUGUCCGAGAUCAGUUCGAAAUCAACAUUUUAAAAGUGCGGCUCAUGAAACACGACUUAUUUCAUAUGCAUUUUAAAAAAAUUGAACUUGAGCCUGCGAUCAUUAGAAAAGUAGCAACUUGUCAGCGAAUACCUUCAAAAUAUUACUCGAGCUCAGAGGGUCGAUACCUGAGCCCGCGAUACGGUCAGGCGAUACUGGUCAGCAGGAACACUGUUUUGACAGCUGUCAAUUAAUCAAAACAUGGAUGUACAAUAUCAGGUUGCAGGCUCCCAAACUAGCUAGAAAGUGUGAGAUUAAACAUUGGUAUGCCUGUGGUGCGGACGGACGGAAGGUCGGGUGGUCGGUGUACGGUCACGUGAUUGCCGAAUUUUCUAGGAUGGAUAGAUUUUCUAUAAAGCUAUGGGGCUUCGAAUUGAGCCCGUGAUCAAAUAAAAUAUCAGCGCAAAACUUUAAACACUACGUGACCUCAAUAGAUAGAAAAAUGAGCCCGCGAUCCACUUAGGUGAUGAUGGUCAGCGUAUACUCUAGUUUGACAGCUGUCAAUUAACCUUCAUUAGAAUGGCGAAUAUUCGAAUUAACAGACUACGAGUGUGAGUAGGACAUUUCCGUCCGGCAUGUAGUGGAAAAUGCCAGAUCGUGUACCUGAGCGAACCUGAGCCCUCGUUAUUAGUUUUCUGAUAGCGGUCUGAACAUGUUCCAUUUUGACAGCUGUCAAUUGACCUUAAUUUGGCCUUUCAAUGUAACUUUAAACGACUGUCAGCCAACUGACAGCCUUGCCCGGCGUAGUUUCGUUUUUAUGUUGAAUUGGUAAGUGUGACAUAUUAUAUCAGCUUAUAUAUACGGGCAAAACGACUGGUCUUUUAUCUGAGCCCGCGAGACGGUCAUGUGAUAAUUGUCAGCGGAUGUCUGAUUUUGACAGCUGUCAAUGUAAUCGUACUCAUACGGAUGGCUUACAUAACUAAGAGCUGAGGCUAGUCAAGUUGUGCAAGAUCUAUUGUGACAUUUGACAUCGGCUUACAUGAAGUGUGUGUACGGACGGGCGUACGCUACGUCAUAACCAAAUUUUCUGGGAUGGAUAGUUUACCAAAUUUUCUUACCCAUGGUGCUCCGCUGCGCGCGCGCUUCGCGCGCGCGGGAGCUCCGCUAUGAUAAUUAAAAAACUAUGAUAUUUUCAAUUUUGUGUUUCGUCGAACAUGGGAUCAACAAGAAGCAUUCUUCGGUAUCUUUCCGCAAAAAACUGAACCACAGCAUCGUAGUCAAUGGGCUUUUCGUAAUGAAUGUUCAUCAUAGCCAAGCCUAACAGUCUUUCUGUUGUCAUGGUGGAAUCCUUUGACAAGCUUCAAAGCUGUACCUUUUUCUCCCUUGUUGUCAGCUGAAGUGACUGGUAUAGUGCAAGCAGGCUUUAUUUCACAUUUUUACAAGUUUCCGAUGUUGGCUGUUUUAAUUUAGGGGUUCGAACCCCCGAAACUGCCCCCCCCCAGAUCCACCACAUUUCUUGGUCCUUUUAAGAAAUUAUUUUUUUACUUAUGGUGAUAGCAGUCAAUAAUUUUUAUUUCUGUUUUCCUGAAUGACAGCUGCUAUUAGGACCCACUUUAAGACCAAGAAGAGGCAGAAAAAAAUCAAACAAGGCAACAAGGAGAAACAAGUCCUGAAAGAGCAGCGAAUCAGGAGCAGAAAGAAUACAGUAAAUACAGUGAAACCUGUAUUAAGCGAACACCCUCUAUUAAGCGGACAGUAGCUUAAGUCCCAGAAUUUAUUUCCCUUAUUUGCUUUAAAUGAAACCUUUAUUAAGUGGACACCUCUAUUAAGCGGACGCGGACACCUAAAAAGUACCUGAAAUGGACAUUUCUAUUGUUACCAACGUGUAUCAAACGGACACUUGUAAUCAAAUGCCACCACCCAACAUGGCAGACACCGGAAAUGCGAAGAUUGCCUCGAAUUGCCACCCACAAAUGUUUCUAUUUUUACAUUAAAAAACGUGACUUGACAAACAUAUUUGGUUAGUUUCAUAGUACAGUACUGUUUUCUAUUUCGUUUUGUUUGUAUAGAGCUUGUUUCACUCAUCUGAUUUCUUCAAAUUUGAGUUGCAGUCUAUGUUUAUGGUAUUAUGAUCAACUGAUCCACUUUGAUAAAGAAAUUAAUGCAAACAUAUAUCGUCAAAGUCUCUGAGAGUGUUCUUAACCUUUCCACUGUUCACUUAAAUGGCGUUUGACACCUCAUAUGACGUUAUUUAUCGAAACCUGUAUUAGACGGCCACACCUGCAUUAAGCGGACAUUACAGCAUUCCCCGAGGGUGUCCGCUUAAUACAGGUUUCACUGUAUACAGUGUAAAAAAGUUCCUUGUUACUCUCAAGCCAUUACAGUGAAGCCAGGUCAAGUGUAUUCCCAAGAUUGCAUUAAAAUUAAUGAAUUUACUAUAGGAAAGUGGAAUCAGUUGAUAGUUUUAGAUUUUAGCUAGUUUCCAGCAUAUGUAGUGAGCAGUGAAAUUUACAGUCUAGGUUAAGUUUUUUUUAAUUUCUGCCAGCUCAGUUUUGUUGAAAUUGUUGUAAAUGCCUUUUGAUGGUCUCACUCAUAAAUCAUUUUUGUUUGUUACAGAAACGACUAAAGAGACAAAAGGCACUUGUACAAUCGACAUCCAUUCCGAAUGAGGAGAAGAGAAGAUUUAUAGAUUGUAUGAAUGUAGAAUACAUGUCUUCAGAACAUUCUGUCUCUGAAGACAAUGCAGAUGAAGAAAACAGCUCUGAGGAUGACAAUGUCCCCAAGAAAAAGGGCUCUGUAGGAGGCCUCUUCCUUGGAGGAGCCAAGAACUGA
Molecule: messenger RNA, 7503 nt
Organism: Porites lobata
Lineage: Eukaryota; Metazoa; Cnidaria; Anthozoa; Scleractinia; Poritidae
Source: the annotation of a GenBank genome assembly